UCACGACUGAUAUCCUGCUCAACAGUAUCUGUAAAAUAUGGUGGACAUUUUAUUUCUGUUACUUCUCUUCUGCCAGGUUGCAUUGCCAGUGACUCACAGUUUAAGACUUCUCUUCACUGGAUUUUUGGGAGAAGAAAAAUGGAUGGAGUUUGUUGGAGUUGCAGUGGUCAAUGGAUUUGAGGUGAUUUACUGCAGCAAGAACAGCAUGACAGCUGAAACCAGACAGGACUGGGUGAAGGAAGUAAUACAGUAUCAUCCAACAUACUGGUUCACAAAUGAAUGUCGUGAGAAUCAAAGCUUGUUAAGUCUCAACAUUGAAGCGCUAAUGAAAAGCUUUAACCACACAAAAGGUGUUCACACAUUUCAGAGGAUGUCUGGCUGUGAAUGGGAUGAUGAGACCGGUGAGGUGAAUGGUUUUAAUCAGUUUGGUUAUGAUGGAGAAGACUUCAUUACAUUUGAUUUAAAGACGGAUACCUGGAUUCCUACAAAGCCACAGGCUGUGAUCUUCAAACAAAAAUGGGACAACAACAGAGAGGCAUUAUAUAGAGAAAGGAAUAAUCUCAUCACAAUCUGUCCUGAAAUGCUGAAGAACUUUUUGAACUAUGGGAGGACACUCCUGGUAAAACCAGUUCUUCCCUCAUUUUAUCUCCUCCAGAAGACUCCUUCCUCUUCAGUCACCUGCCACGCUACAGGUUUCAAUCCUAACAAAGUGAACAUGGUCUGGAGGAAAGAUGGAGCGGAGAUUCAUGAGGGCGUGAACAGAGGAGAGAUCAUCCCCAACAAUGAUUGGACCUUCCAAAUGAGUGUUGACCUGGAAAUUUCAUCAGUCAGACCUGAAGACUGGGAAAGAUAUGCCUGUGUGUUUCAGUUCUCUGAUGUGAACCAGGAUAUCGUCACCAAACUGGACAAAGCAGUGAUCUGGACCAAUAAGGUUUCCCAUUGGGAUCAUGGAAUAACUUUCAAUCGUGUAAAAUCAAUUUUGCAAAUUAUCGGAGGACUUCUCUCACUGGGAUUGACCAUCGCAGGAUGCUUCAUGUGCAACAGAAAAAGGAAUGGAGGUGCCAGCUCCUAGCCUGCCUCUCCACCUGGAUUAGCCGAUCCCACGUCCUAGCCUGCCUCUCCACCGGGGUCAGUCGAUGCUGGGACCCUGUCUGCUUCUCUCACCAGAGCCUACUUUUCUAGAAGCUCGAGUACCUGAACCAUUCUUCCUCUGAAUCAGCAAUGCUAUUAGCAUCCUUCGUGGUGAGACCCAAACUAACCAGAAGUUGAGUUUUUUUCAACUUCAUAUUUGGCUUUAUUAGGUUCUUCAUUUGUUUAUUGUUAACAUUUAAUUCCCUGUGCUUUGAUUUAUUUUAGCCAUUCCAUUCUUGUGGAUCGUGAUUUUUUAUAUUUGACUGAGUUUGUAUUCUUAAUUUUUUUAGGCACUUUCUGGGAGUUUGUGUUCUUUGUAUGUUUUGCUUUUCUGUUUAGGUUUUCCUAUACACAUUUAUAUUCUUGUUGCAUUUUGGUUUUCCACAGAGAACUUUUGUAUUUGUAUAGUUUUCUCAGACUUCUCUUUGUUCUUUAUAGUAUUGUAUCUCAAUAAUCUUCUGAGUUCAUUUUUUACUUUCUUAACUGGGGCACUUUUGUCUGAGUUGGACUUCCUCCUCUCUUAAUUAUCUGAUUGUGCUCACCUGUCUCAAAUCUCACAGGUGCUUCCUCUCCCUUUGUAAACCCCUACACGCGUAGUUACAGUAUAUUGCCUGAGAUGCCCUUUGUCUCAUUUUACUGUGUUCCCUGACUGCUUGCCUUAGUUUAUUCCUGGCACUCCUAGUGUUCUCCUGCCUUGUUUGAAUGUUUUUACUCUGAACUGUUUCAUUAGCCUAAUAAACGACUUGUUUUAUUUCCUCCUAGCUCUCUGCAUAUUUGAUUUGUAUUUGGAUUGUCUUCUCUAUAUAUUCCAAAUAUUCUGUUUGUUUUCUUUUUUAUUGUUAGACCUCAGUGAUUAGUUGCCCAGUGUUGCCUGAUCAGAUAGGUGGUUAGUAAAUCUCGUGGGUUUAAAUUAUGUUAGGUGGGAAAAGAACAGUUCAAAUUGUCAAGGACAAACGGCUGAAUAGCUAAGGUGGACCCAGAGCAGAACCCAAGACACAGCCUUAAGUUUCUCAGUCUUUAUUGCACACAAACAGGUGGAGGUGAGCACAGUGGGUGGUGGGAGCUUCCUCAAGGGGUUUUCUUCCAGGUCUGGGGAGAAAAGAGCUCCACUAAAGAAAGAGAAGCAUUAGAUCCAGAUCAAAAGAGAGUGCUGAAAAUGGUGAGUGAGACCUGACAGGUGAGUUUGAGCUUACUUUGAAACUCCAAGCUUUCCAGAGGAAAGGAACAGGGUGCAGGUUAAAAUCCAGGUGAGUAAUCUAAGUGGGUCUUAUGUACAAACCAGGUUACUUGACCGUGAGGAUAGAAGGCAGGAAGCUUGUCAGCUGGCAAAAGAAACACUAGGAACAAGGUAUGACAAAUAAUAGUAAGAACUCAAUGUAGUUACUCAGAAAACUACCUUUGGCCGGUUACUAUUCAUCCAGUGAACAACUGUACCUCUUAUCGUGACAGUGAACAUGCCAAUCAGGUAUGCACCGCUGAAGAACAGGAAAUCCAAAGCUCUCCCUAAAAGGGAGGAUAGGGCCUGCAGGAUAAUCCAUUUGGAGGAGAGAUAGAAACUACAACAAACACAUGCCUGCUAUGAUUUAAAUGCCCAAAAGUGUAUCUAAAUUUUUGACCACAAACUGUAUCACCAGUUAAAAAACAUUUGGAGCAUCAUGAAACCA
Messenger RNA from Haplochromis burtoni (Burton's mouthbrooder), 2795 nucleotides. Its product is annotated as major histocompatibility complex class I-related gene protein-like. The record is from RefSeq and is a predicted model, not a curated record. The coding region runs from base 38 to 1072 and encodes 344 amino acids. NCBI's taxonomy places the organism in Eukaryota, Metazoa, Chordata, Actinopteri, Cichliformes, Cichlidae. Gene Ontology annotation, cellular component: external side of plasma membrane. The transcript has 6 exons. Gene Ontology annotation, biological process: immune response.